GAAAGAUUCAAACGAUCGAUUAGCCAUCAUUUGGUACAAUUAGAAGCCAAUUUUACUUUACUUGUCUCAAUCUAGAAAAAUUCAGUUCCAUAAUCUAGCCCAGGAAGCACAGCUCAUAAUCGCAACACUAAAGAGGAGAGGUAACCUACAGCAUUGUCAACAUCUCCAACAGCAUCAUUGGCAGGCCAAGCAACAAUGGGUAAGCACUACAAACUGCCGUACGCACUAACAAUGAACCCCCUCUUCCGUAGGAAUUUGUCAUUUUUGCCGAUUACUCGACUUUGUGGCCUAUCAACUGUCAUCCAAGCCGUGGCGUGCCGCGGCUGCAGCCAGCCUUACGAAAUGGAUUACUUCUACUGGUUCGCAGCAAACGAUGUGUAAGAGAUACACAGGCAUUGCGACCUUUGGUAUGACGACGCCUGGCUGCGCCAUGCACGAGGACAAAUCAGCCCAGCGUGAAUCACCAACCCCGCUCGCCAUUUCUCGUAUAAGAGCAGCCUAGACACGACGCAGUGCAAGACAGAUGCCUCCCAUUUCAACAUCGUGAGAGUAAUAUACAUAUAUCUUACUGAAAAUGGUAGAAAUAAAAUCAGGCGAUACCAAAGCCGACCGACUACAGAUUUGGGCUUGUAGGCGAUGCGCGAUGCCUAUUGCUAAUGAAGCCUACAUUACGUCUCGUAACUUUCGGGGCGAGCAAGGCAAAGCUGCCCUCUGCGAGCGAGUUGCAAACACCAAGCUCGGCGAAGAAUACCAAAGGAAUAUGACUACUGGCCGGCAUACAAUCCGGGACUUAUUCUGCGAAUCUUGCAAUCAAAAAAUUGGCUGGAAGUAUAUCCACGCGCCAGAUCCAAGUCAAGAAUACAAGAUUGGGCGUUACAUUGUCGAGCUUGAGCUGCUAGAUCGAGUGCCGAAUUAAGCCGCAUCGGCAGCCGUGGCUGAAGGAUGCCGGUACAGCGAGGCUAUGCAAGCAAACCAACACUCUGCCCGCCAAGUGCAAGAUGGACUCUAAGCGAUUUCAAGGUGCAGGUUAAUCAAUUUCUUCGGUGAGAAGAACGGGAUGUCGCUUGCCACACGUGUGGUGGCUCGGCCGAGACGAUUGGAAGGGGGCUGCAUCGGCACGCCUUAAGUGUAUACUUUGUACAUCCUGCACCGCGAAGGUCCGUCAUCUACUUACAGUACAGAAGCAGCAGCGGGCCUCGCUAAAGGGGUGAAUAAACUGGAGAAUUGCUGGGGACUCUACAGCGGACGGAAAGGGGGCGCUGCGGAUCAGGAAGCGUGGAGACAGGACCAUUGUUGAACCAUGCGCUCUUGUUGCCCAUUUUCGGGUUGUCGACACAUCAUAAUGCACAGAACUACAAUUACAGCUACUAUUUUAUUGAUAUCGUCAGAUGCAGGCCGUCG
Messenger RNA from [Torrubiella] hemipterigena, 1401 nucleotides. Lineage: Eukaryota; Fungi; Ascomycota; Sordariomycetes; Hypocreales; Clavicipitaceae. The record is from the annotation of a GenBank genome assembly.